Molecule: messenger RNA, 3951 nt
Organism: Caenorhabditis remanei
Lineage: Eukaryota; Metazoa; Nematoda; Chromadorea; Rhabditida; Rhabditidae
Exons: 9
Coding region: 1-3951 (1316 amino acids)
Source: RefSeq, a predicted model, not a curated record
AUGGCUAAAAAGCCUCAAGGAAAAAGAUCAAAGGCUCCAUCGCCUCCUGUUGCAGCUGGUCGUCGUAAAAGUUCGAGAGUAGUGGCGAAUGCAGAAGCUCCAGCUCCGAAAGUAGUUCGUCAGCCUUAUCGUGGAAGAGCUCGUGUAGAGCCACCAGCACCAAAACUAGCAGAACGUCGUCCUUCUGGUAGACCUUGUCGUGUUGCUGCACCAGAAGCGGCACAACCAGUGGAGGCAGCUCCAUCAGAAGGAAGUCGUCCGAACCGUCCUGGAAGACCACGUCGUGGUGCGGAGCCUGCUCCAAUUGCAGCGCCAGAGGAACCAGAAGAGAGAAGGCGUUCUAGAAGAGGACGUCGUGCUGUGGAUCCAGUACCACAGCCAGUAGCAGCUCAAGUUGCUGAGCCAGUGGAGGAACCGCCUCGAGAAGAAGUUGCAGUUCAAGCUGCUUUGCCAGUGCAGAUGGCUCCGCCAGCUGGAAACCGUGGUAGAAGACCCCAAAGAGUUGUGGAGGAGCCAGUCGAACUCGUCGAACUACCAGGAGUUGCUGGCGGAAACGAGCCACCUCGCGGUGACGAGUUAAUGAUUAUUGAUAUUGUGGACCCACCCGAUGUGAUCGAAAUCGAUGGCCCCGCUGGUGUACCACGACGAGAUGAUUUAGUGCAGCAAAGAAGAAAUCAAGAGAGAGCGUGGAGUGAAUCAUCCGAUUCAGACAUCGAAGUGAUUGCACACAUCAACCGCCGAAGACCAAGAAUGGUGAUUGAGUUGGACCAUGAGGAAGUUGGUGUUCCGGUCGCUCCAAUGGUAGUGGAGUUGGAGCCAAUCAAUGCCAUGUAUUCUACAUUCGGCCACAGAUCUUCACACGAAAAAGCACGUUCAGUUACAGAAACCAAAAGUGUCUUUUCGGAAAAAAUGGAGAGAGGUGCCAAUGAAGGACACGCCGAGCCACGCCCCCUUAGAAGACGUGAAGGACGGCCGGGACAACCUCGAGCAAUUGAUGGGAUGGCAAUGGACCUUGAAGAAGACAUCGAGAGGAUGGAAGCAGAGAUGGAAGCGGGUGCUGCUCGACUGGAAUUACGAAGGAAUCAGAUUCAAAUGUGGGCUAGAGACAUGGACAGAAUUCGGCGUCUUUUCCAGGCAGAAAUGCUUCGACUGCCAAGGCACGUGCCUCAAUUAGUGGAAAACGUGGUCGCUGAAGAGCCUGAUGAAGUGAACAAUGUUGAGGUGGAAGAAGCACGCCAACCAGAACCGGAUCUUGACCGGAGAGUAUUCGAUGACCCAGAAGAACGUGAGCGAAGUCCCUCCCCAAUCAGAGAAGCAGUGAUGCCACCAGGGGCAGUAAUGCCACCAGUGCCAGUGAGACCACCAGUGCCACCAGAAGUGGCCGAUCGUAUCAAUCUGAUUCUCCAACAAGCUCAAGCAGAAAUGGAAGAAGAUCGAAAUCGAAGACGACGAGUUCCCAUCCAAGAGGUUCAUAAUGCUGGGGUGAACGUUAAUGAAGAAAACCCGGAGCCACGUCUCCCAGAAAGACGUGAAGAACCACCAAGAGCAAUUGGGGGUAUGGCUCCUCGCAGACCUCUUCCACCUCUCCAUGAAUACCUCGAUAGGAUAGAGGCAGUGCUGGAAGCGGCUCAGGAUCCUUUGGUAUUACGAAUGAAUCAGAUUCGAAUGGGGAGAGACCGGCCUCUUUUCCAGGCAGAGAUCCUUCGACCCCCGAGGCAGGAGCUUCAAGAAGUGGAGAACGUGAUCGCUGAAGCCGCAGAACCUGAUGAAGUGAACAUUGAUUAUGAGGAAGAAGAACGUCAACAAACACCCCCACCACUAGCCAUCCCAAGGAAUAAUGACGAUGAGGAAGAAAGAAUAAGAAGACAAGAGCUGGUGAGGAGAAUUGAAGAAGAGAUAAGAGAAGAGCAACGUGGGGACGUCCGAGAGAAUCAACUUGCGCCAGAACCGGAUCUUGACCGGAGAGUUUUCGGUCAGCCAGAAGAACGUGAGCGAAGUCCCUCCCCAAUCAGAGAGGUAGUGAUGCCACCAGCGGCAUUGAGGCCACCAGCGGCAGUGAGGCGAAGACGACCAGAGCCACCAGAAGUGCUCGAACGUAUCAAUCUUCGGCUCCAACAAGCUGAAGCAGAACUACAAGAAAUCGUCCGAAAUCGAAGAGCGCGAGUUCCGAGGGUGAAUGUCAGACAACGAGAGCAGGAAAGGGGACUAGAAGAAGAAAGAAUUCUGCAUAACCCCGAGCCACAUCCCCCUGCAAGAGAUGAAGUACCACCAAGACUAGAUUACGUCCGAGCAAUUGGUGGUAUGGCUCCUCGUAGACCCCUUCAACCUCUCCCUGAAGACCUCGAAAGGAUAGAAGCAGAGGUGGAAGCGGCAGUGGAUCCUCUGGAAUUACGAAGGGAUCAGAUUCAAAUGUUGGCUAGAGGCCAGCCUCUUUUCCAGGCACAGAUGCUUCGACCGCCAAUGCAGGAACCAGCAGUAGUAGAAAACGUGGUCGCUGAAGCAGCAGAGCCGGAUGAGAUGAACAAUGAUGAGGUGCAAGAAGAACGUCAACAAACACCCCCACCACUAGCCAUCCCAAGGAAUGAUGACGAAGAGGACGAAAGAAGACGAGAGCUGAUGAGGAGAAUGAGAGAGCCACCACCAGAAGUGAUCGAUCGUAUCAAUCUGAUUCUCCAACAAGCUCGAGCAGACAUGGAAGAAGUUCGAAACGAGCGAGUUCCGAUCCAAGAGGGUCAUAACGCUGGUGUGAACGUCAAUGAAGAAAACCCGGAGCCACGUCCCCCAGAAAGACGUGAAAGAGGGCCAAUAGGAAUUGGUGGUAUGGCUCCUCGCAGACCCCCUCCACCUCUCCAUGAAGACCUCGAUAGGAUGGAAGCAGAGGUCGAAGCGAAUGAAGCGGUUAUACGAAGAAAUCAAGAAGAGGGGAUGUUUCAAAUGCGGGCUGGAGAAGACAGAGACAUGCCUGUUUUCCAAGCUGAAAUCCUUCGACCGCCGAGACAGGAGCCAGAAGUAUUGGAGAACGUGGUCGCUGAAGCAGAAGAGCCUGAUGAGAUGAACAAUGAUGAGGUGGAAGAAGAUUUCCAACGAAUCAUACCAAGGAAUGCUGCCGAAGCGGACGAAAUAAUAGAAGGGCUGAUGAGGAGAAUGGAAGAAGAGGAAAGAGAAGAACAACGUGUGCAAAUCCAAGAGAAUCAACUCGUUCCAGACCCAGAUGACGAAGAGGGAUGGGAGGAAGACUUUCCAAUCCCACCAGCCGAGAUUCGGCCGAUCCCACCACCAGAGUUGCCGGAGAACGAUCGUAUAAAUCUUCUGUUACAACAAGCACAAGAACAGAUGAUUCGUGCGCUUGACGAUCGUGAAGAGCGGAUCCAGCAAGAAGUUCAACAAUUCGCUCGAAAUCGAGGACCACGAGUUCCGAUUCAAGACAUUCACAACGCGAUGGUGAAUGCGAGACAACGAGAGCGAGAAAGGGAACUAGAAGAACAGAGACUUCUACAAUUAGAGGAUGUGAAUCCUGACGAAGGAGUGGAGGAUUUGAUUGAUGUGGUGCAGUUUUUAAGAGAAAAUGCAGACGUCGAACAGGAGCCACAUAGGAAUCGGUACAUUGUCAUAGGCAAUCAUCAACAGCCGGUCCUUUUCGAAGCAGACCGCUUGAGGACUAGGCAAAGGAAACUUCCAGAAAGCGAGGAGCUCCAUCUCCCAUACUCGGUGGACUCAGCCUGGUACCGUUGGAGUGAAUACGACGUUAUGGACUGGGCGUCGAAAUUCAUCCGAAGCAACGGGAACACCCAGCUCCUCAAAAACCUCGAGAUGGACGGUCUCAAGCUCAAGAGCUUUUUGUCGAAGCGGAACCAGUGGGCUCGCGUUGGAAUGCCCUAUGGAAUGUAUAUUCAGUUGAAAGGACAUUUUAAUAGAGUACUCAAUUAUGUUAGUGGUUUUAGUUAUCCAUAA